Molecule: messenger RNA, 1743 nt
Organism: Fusarium keratoplasticum
Lineage: Eukaryota; Fungi; Ascomycota; Sordariomycetes; Hypocreales; Nectriaceae
Product: GMC-OxRdtase-N domain-containing protein
Exons: 5
Coding region: 1-1743 (580 amino acids)
Molecular function (GO): oxidoreductase activity, acting on CH-OH group of donors; flavin adenine dinucleotide binding
Source: RefSeq, a predicted model, not a curated record
AUGGCUGUCAUCACUGAAGCUCCCAAGGCCUUUGACUUUAUUGUCGUCGGUGGUGGCACUGCUGGCUGCGUCGUUGCUGGCCGCCUGGCCGAGAACCCCAACGUGUCCGUCCUCGUCGUCGAGGCCGGCAUUGACAACCCUUCUGCCGUUGACGCCAUCACCACUCCCGCCACUGCCUUCACUCUCCGAGGUUCCAAGUAUGAUUGGUCUUUCAAGACUGGCAUGAUUGAUCGUCCCGAGUACACUCGCAUUGAGAAGCCCAAUACCCGAGGAAAGGUCCUCGGCGGCAGCUCUUGCCUCAACUACUACACUUGGAUCCCCGGUUCUGCUGCUACUUUUGACGACUGGGCUGAGUUUGGUGGUGAGGAGUGGACCUGGAAGACGUGUAAGGAGUAUCUUUACAAGCCCGCUACCUAUCACGAUGACCAUGGUGAGCAUCGCCCCGAGCUCAAGUACAUCGGCGAGAAUGGUCCUCUUCCCGUCUCACACUCAGAUCUCCUCCCCGAGACUGAGGGCUGGCGAAACGCCCUCACCAAGGCCUGGGUCAGCAAGGGCGAGCCUCUCACUGACGACGUUCACAACGGCGAGAUGCACGGUCUCUGGAAGUGCAUCAACACCAUCUACAACGGCAAGCGAUCCUCCAGCUGGCGCUUCCUGGAGGGUAAGCCCAACGUCACCGUUCUUGGACAGACCAACGCGAAGCGGCUCAUCUUUGAGAAUGGAAAGGCUGUUGGUGUUGAGGUCAUUGGUCCUGACGGUCAGACCCUUUCUCUCCGUGCUCAGUACGAGGUGAUUGUGUCGCUUGGUGUUUACGAGACUCCCAAGUUGCUCCUCCUGUCUGGCAUCGGCCCUGAGCAGGAACUCAACAAGUUUGGUAUCAACUCCGUUGUCAAGUCUGAGCACGUUGGCCAGAACCUUCUUGACCACCCCAUCUUGCCUCACGUCUUCAAGAUCAAGGACGGCUACGGACUCGACAAGCACCUCCUACGACCCGGCCUGGAGAAGGAUGCUGCCGCCUCUGCUUACCGCUGGAAGAACAAGGGCCCCAUGACCAGCGGUCUUCUCGAGCUCGUCGGUCUUCCUCGUAUCGACAGCUACCUCGAGAAGGUGCCAGAGUACGUCGAGUACAAGAAGGCCAACGGCAACGUCGACCCCUUUGGUCCCGGUGGCCAGCCUCACUUUGAGAUUGACUUUGUCCCCAUGUUCUGCGACGCUUUCCAGUGGCACAUUCCUACACCACCCACCGGUGACUACAUGACUGUCAUUGUUGAUCUGCUGCGACCUCUUUCUCGCAACGGAACUGUCACCUUGAAGUCGACCGACCCUCUCGAGCAGGCAGACAUCAACAUCAACUUCUUCUCCAAUGACCUUGACUUGGCAGCUAUGCGCCAGGGUGUUCGCUUUGUCGACGACAUUCUACUGAAUGGCGAGGGUAUGAAGGAUAUCAUUGAGGAGGACUAUCCUUGGGCUAUGCCUCGAGGUUCUGAUGAGGCUAUGGACACCAUGAUCAAGGAGAGGUCCCAGACAGGCUUCCACCCUUGCGGCACCGCACGACUGGGCAAGUCUAUCGAGCAGGGUGUCGUCGACUCCAAGCUCAAAGUCUUUGGAGUCAACAACCUCCGAGUUAUCGACGCAUCCAUCAUUCCCGUCAUCCCCGACUGCCGCAUCCAGAACUCAGUCUACAUGAUUGCCGAGAAGGGAGCCGACAUCAUCAAGGCUGCUUACCCCGGACUGUAUGCUUAA